AUGCAGCAGCCGUCGUCACCCUCGUGUACAGUGGCCGGAGGAGGAGCAGGAGGAGGCGGUGAGGACCCGAUUGACGGCAUCGUGUUCCCUCCGGAGUUGCUACGGUGGCUGCUCAACGACGACGGCGGGUGCUUGUACCGCGCGACGAUGGGCGCGGAGGCGGAGGCUUCUUCUCGCUUCCGCGCUGCUGCUCCCAGUCCCCACUCAUCCAUGCAGCAGCCGUCGUCGCCCUCGCGCACAGUGGCCGGAGGAGCAACAGGUGGCAGCGGUGAGGAACCAUUUGACGACAUCGUGAUCCCCCCGGAGUACCUACGGUGGCUGCUCGACGACGACGACGGGUUCUUGUACCGCGCGACGACGGCCGCGGAGGCGGAGGCUUCUGCUCGCUUGCGCGCUGCUGCAGCCACCAGUUCCCACUCACCCAUGCAGCGGCAGCCGUCGUCGCCCUCGUGCACAGCGGCCAGUGGAGGAGCAGGAGGCGGUGAGGAGGACCCCUUUGACGACAUCCUGAUCCCGCCGGACUACCUCCAGGGGCUCGACGACGACGACGAUGGGUGCUUGCACGGCACGGCAGCAAUAAUGGGCGCGGAGGCGGAGGACGAGCGGCGUCUGUCCGAGGCGCAGGAGCUGCUCGACGACUACGACGACGGGUCCUUGGACGGUGAGGAGGCGGAGGCGGAGGACGAGCGGCGCCGGCGGCUGGCAGAGGCGCAGGCCUGCGUCGACGGCGGCUGUGUGGAGGACGGGCUGUCCAUGACGUACCGGGGGCACACGCACGUCUUCGACUCCGUGCCGCCGCACAAGGUUGAGACCAUCCUCAUGCUUCUAAACGGCUAUGAACUUGCCCCUCAAAGCGCGAAGCCAAAACCCACUAACCUGGUCCAUCCUAUUGUCGUGCCUCAAGACUUCGACAGAGCGGUGGCCAUGUCGCGCUACAGGAAGAAAAGGAAGAGCACGAUGAAGGCAGAUUACUCCGUCCGAAGGGAAAUCGCUUUAAGGAUUGCGCGAAGGGGAGGGAAAUUUGCGCCGUCUGAGAAGAGCUCUGAAAAUUCAGUUGGGGUGGAGCCGUGGAGGCGGCUGAGCUUCAAUGCUGCGCCAACUGCGGGGUGA
This is a messenger RNA of Miscanthus lutarioriparius, 1110 nucleotides long. The record is from the annotation of a GenBank genome assembly. NCBI's taxonomy places the organism in Eukaryota, Viridiplantae, Streptophyta, Magnoliopsida, Poales, Poaceae.